CAUGGGGCUGCUCGGGCUGCUCCUGGGGAUUUCGGCCGUCCUGGUGGUCUCAUCUCGGUAUCCAACGUGGGCGGCGGGGGCGGCCGACAAAGCGCGGCAUCAGGAGCCGCUGUUCUUGAGCCCUGGGACGCCGCUGGACGCGUCCCCUUUCGGCUCGCUUUGGCCGCUGCCUCAGUCGCUCCGCAUCUCCCCAGAGAGGUUCCGGCUGGCGCCCUAUCAGUUCCAGAUCGUCCACGGCCCGGGAUCCUCGGCGGGGCCGGAUUGCUUGCUGUUGCAGGACGCUUUCCGCAGGUAUUACGAAUAUAUGUUUGGGUAUUCCAAAUGGCAGAACCGAGAUGAGAAAACACUCCUUUGUGAAACAGAAUUGUCCUCGCUUCAGGUGAUUAUCACUUCAGAAGAUUCUGAAUGUGAUAAAUUCCCCAGUAUUACAUCAGAUGAAGCCUAUCAACUCCAAGUAUCAAAGCCUACAGCUGUGGUAAAGGCUGGCAAAGUUUGGGGAGCAUUAAGAGGUUUAGAAACUUUCAGCCAGCUAUUACAUGAAGACGAUUGUGGAAGUUACUUUGUUAAUGAGUCUGACAUAACUGACUUUCCAAGAUUUGCAUAUCGAGGAAUCUUGCUUGAUACAUCAAGACAUUUCCUGCCACUGAAAGCGAUCCUAACCAAUUUGGAUGCCAUGGCCUUUAACAAGUUCAAUGUCCUGCAUUGGCACAUUAUAGAUGACCCUUCCUUUCCUUAUCAAAGUACUGCUUUUCCUGAAUUGAGUGCCCAGGGUGCAUAUUCUCCCAACCAUGUUUACACUCCCAUUGAUGUCCGUAAUGUCAUAGAAUAUGCUCGGUUACGAGGGAUUAGAGUUAUCCCAGAAUUUGAUUCCCCGGGACAUACUCAGUCUUGGAGAAAAGAUAUCCUCGUACCCUGCUACAGUGGAAAACAUCCAAGCAGCUCUUAUGGACCUGUAAACCCCAUUUUGAAUACAACAUACAAUUUUAUGAUGAAAUUAUUUGAAGAAGUUGGCACUGUAUUUCCUGAUGACUAUAUCCACUUAGGAGGAGAUGAAGUGGACUUCAGUUGUUGGAACUCCAAUCCUGAUGUAACUGAGUUCAUGAGAAAGAAAGGAUUUGGGUUCUGGUAUUCUAAACUGGAAUCCUAUUAUGUUGAAAAAAUACUGGACAUAGUGACUUCUCUUAACAAGAAAUCCAUAGUCUGGCAGGAAGUAUUUGAUCAUGGAGCAAAGCUGCAGCCAGACACAAUAGUCGAAGUGUGGAAGAGCUUCUUGUAUUACUCUGAAUUAGCAAGAGUAACAAAACAAGGGCAUCAGGCAAUCCUUGCUGCACCUUGGUACCUAGACCUCAUUCGUUAUGGCGAGGACUGGAAGAACUAUUACAGUGUUGAACCACUGAACUUUAUUGGAAGCAAGUCACAGAAGGAGCUGGUGCUUGGUGGAGAGGCUUGUCUUUGGGGAGAAUAUGUGGAUGCAACAAAUCUUACACCAAGACUCUGGCCACGGGCAAGCGCUGUUGGUGAGAGACUCUGGAGCAGUAAAAAUGUAACUGAUGUUUCAGAUGCUUAUAAAAGACUUACUCAACAUCGUUGUCGCAUGCUUAGGCGUGGAAUCGCAGCCCAGCCUUUGUCUGUCGGAUACUGCGGCCAUGCCUUCAUCUGA
Messenger RNA from Candoia aspera, 1660 nucleotides. It is a transcript of the gene HEXB, whose product is annotated as hexosaminidase subunit beta. The transcript has 14 exons. Gene Ontology annotation, biological process: ganglioside catabolic process; carbohydrate metabolic process; glycosaminoglycan metabolic process. The record is from RefSeq and is a predicted model, not a curated record. Gene Ontology annotation, molecular function: beta-N-acetylhexosaminidase activity. The coding region runs from base 2 to 1660 and encodes 552 amino acids. Gene Ontology annotation, cellular component: membrane; lysosome. NCBI's taxonomy places the organism in Eukaryota, Metazoa, Chordata, Lepidosauria, Squamata, Candoiidae.